This is a messenger RNA of Quercus robur (English oak), 767 nucleotides long. RefSeq lists its product as uncharacterized. The transcript has 5 exons. Gene Ontology annotation, biological process: cell division; chromosome segregation; mitotic cell cycle. Gene Ontology annotation, molecular function: microtubule binding. NCBI's taxonomy places the organism in Eukaryota, Viridiplantae, Streptophyta, Magnoliopsida, Fagales, Fagaceae. The coding region runs from base 94 to 555 and encodes 153 amino acids. Gene Ontology annotation, cellular component: outer kinetochore; spindle microtubule. The record is from RefSeq and is a predicted model, not a curated record.
CACAGGCGGGGAAUUUCAUCAUUUCAUAAUUUUUUUCAUUCGUAUCCUAUCCAUCAGAGAGAGUGAAAGGAAACCUAGAGAGAGUGAGCGAGAAUGGGGCACACUAUUAAUAUUGAACACCAUCAAGCAACAGAUGGGUUGGUGAAUCUGUUCACAAAGGCGAGUCAUGAUCUCACAGUGGUUCAGCACAGGCUCGAAAAGGAGUUUCAACAAGUCUACCCUGACAACGCAAACCCGAUGAAGUUGGUGUCUAGGAUAAAGAAAGUACAGGAAGAUCUGUUGAUCUUGAAAGAGCAGUGUCGCGAGCUUCUAACAGCCAAACAGGACUUAAUUGAUAAGGCUCGGACCACUCUUGUUGGGAACAGAACUUUGCUACAGCAGAUGCAAGCAUCUGUGGGCAUCCCCCUUGUCAGCAAUUCUGAUGAUCCUGCAUUUGCUAAUUUCAACCAGAUUGUUGAUGAGUGGGCGGUUCAAGUCAGAUCAAGGACAGGUGAUGAGAAGCUUGGAUCGGAUUCUCAGGAUAUUAAUGAAUUACUUUUCUCAGCUAUAGUUUAAAGCAACUGAACAUCAUGAAAUAGUUUGGGUGUCAAGCAUGAUAGUUCAAUCUCCAGAUUCCUGAAGAUUAUGAAAUUAAGACACAAUAAGUUAGAUGUUAUAGUGUGUCUGAGAACUUUUGUGCACAUUAGGUUUCUUGGUUUUGUUCAACUGAGUUGAAUUCAUGUAAAUAUUGGAUUAUUGGAUGAUAAUGUAUUGUACUUAAAAUUUAA